ACUGCACAAAUCGAUGACAGCGACGGGAUUUUUCGGUCGGGAGGAGUGACGACAUUUUGUCAAUAUAUUAUUAAUUUCGUUCAAGGAAUUGUUAAACUUUUGUAAUAAGUGGUGUGAAAAGCCAUAAAAUGGGGGACAAUGAACAAAAAGCGAUGCAGUUGAUUGCGGAGGCGGAGAAAAAGUUAAAUUCGUCGAAAUCGUUCCUCGGUUCAUUAUUCGGAGGAUCAUCCAAACUUGAAGAAGCUGUAGACUGCUACCUCCGGGCAGCCAAUCUCUUUAAAAUGGCAAAGAAAUGGCCACAAGCCGGUCAAGCCUUCUGCACUGCAGCACAGCUGCAUCUAAAGGCUGGUGUACGUCACGACGCUGCCACUAACUUUGUUGAUGCCUCCAACUGCUACAAGAAGAGUGAUCCUAAUGAGGCUGUCUCGUGCUUACUGAAAGCGAUUGAAAUCUACACCGACAUGGGUCGGUUUACUGUAGCCGCGAAACAGCAUCAGAAUAUAGCUGAGUUGUAUGAGACAGAGUGCGUCGAUCUAGCUCGUGCGAUGCAGCACUACGAGCAGGCAGCGGACUACUUCCGUGGCGAGGAGUCCACUUCCUCCGCUAAUAAGUGCAUGCUGAAGCUGGCGCAGUACGCUGCUCAGCUGGAGCACUAUGACAAAGCCAUUCAGAUAUAUGAACAAAUAGCGAAGUCGUCGCUCGACAACAGCCUGCUGAAGUACAGCGCCAAGGAGUACAUGUUCCGCGCCGCGCUGUGCCACCUGUGCGUCGACCUGCUCAACGCGCAGCACGCGCUCGACAAGUACUGCGGCCUGUACCCCGCCUUCGGCGACACGCGGGAGUGCAAGCUCGUCAAGGAGCUGAUUGAGCACCUCGAAGACCAAAACAUAGACGCAUUUACCGAAGCGGUUAAAACUUACGACAGUAUAUCUCGCCUCGACCAAUGGUACACGACGAUGCUCGUGCGCAUUAAGAAACAAAUCAACGACAACCCGGACCUUCGUUGAAUUACAUUCAACUUACCACCCGUCUCGAGUGAGUUAUUUAUCUGUGGAUGGUAACGACAGUAUUAAUCUACAUAUUAGUUGUGUCUUUGUAAUAAUUUUAUCUGUGGUCAUAAAUUUGGCUGGACAUUUUGUAGUGACUAUUUAUAAAUUUAUUAAAAAAAAAUAUAUAAAUAACAUCCAUAUACAUAGUGUACAAAAAAAAGUAGUACCAAUUCUUUCGACUGUAGAUAAAAAUGAAUUGUAGUAUUCAAAUGUACAACUUUUGAAAUGUUACAUUAUGUAAUGAAAAAUAUACUAAUGUGUAGAUUAAAUGUUACAGAUUGCAUACCUGUUUUGGGAGCUAAUAAAUUAGAAUCAAUGCCUUUAGAAUAUUUAAAAAAAAAAAAUGUUUUCCCUCAAAAAUUUUGCUAUUAGUAUAAGUAUUGAUUCAUAUUGAAAAUGUAAUAAUAUACUAUUUCGACUUUAUAUUCAAGCAAUAAGGUCGAUAUUUCGAGGGAUAUUACUCGUUUAGUAAAUUAGGCAUUGAAUAAAUACGAUACUAAUGGAACAAGCUCAAAGUAAUGUAGAGACGGCGUGGAUAAUUAUUUUCUCUUAAAUCUUGUAGCAUAUUUAUUGCCUAUCCAUUAUAUUUGAUUGUAUAAGUUAGGUUACACCAGCGGUCAGAGGAAUAAGCCCAAAAUUGAUAAAUACUUCAAGUAGACUAAGAAGCACUUCUCAAUUAUUGUACAAACAAUUUAAUUAAAUCAAACGUCUACAAUGCUUUGGAAUGUACAUUUUGAGAUUUAGUACCUAUAAGAAACUGUUUUUACUUCUGCUCUAAUUAAAUUAUUAUUUGUCGAUAUUAUAUAAAUGUUGUUAAAAAUACCAAUCGUUUAUAUUAGUCUGAUAGAUUACUUGCUUUCUCAAUUUCCAAAUAAUAUGCCUGAAUGUAAAUUAAUAACAUUUUUUUUUUUUUUCUAGAUUAGAAAAAUAUUAUUUAUGAAUUUUUGAUGUUGUAAACUUGUUGUGGAGAUAAAAGAUUUUUAGUAAUUGCAACACUAAUAAAUCUAUUGUCAAAUUAAUUUUAUUUUGGUGUUCUACUAUUAAAAUCGUGUUUAAGAGUGGUAAGAGCAAGUCGUAAAUGUUCGUAAAACAUCGAAAAUAUAUAAAUAAAGUGGUUGAUUGUGACGUAAUGGAAUAACAUCUCGGCUGUUGGUUCCUUUGGCCGAUGGUGCGAUAAAUCUUAGUAUCGAUAGUUAAGUAGUGGUUAAGUCGAGAAGUUUUUUUUAAGAUUCGUGUUAUAAGCGAUGCACCGCAAACUAUUCCAUAUAUAUAAGUACAUUAGAUGAUAAAUUGCAAUGCUAGUUACGAAUAUUUACCGAUUUAAAACAAUUUAAACGCAAUGGAAGUUAUUACGGAUUUAAAUAGCUGAGUAUUUACUAUUAAGUGUUGCUACACUUAAAAAUUAUAGCUUUAUAGUGGGAAUUUUAUAUGAUAUUUGCAGUUUUUCUUUAAAGUUAUUAAGGUAGGCAGUUUAAAAAUAAUGUUUCGAAUAUGAUAAUCAAUACUACAUAUAUAAAUAAAAAAAACCCUGAGGAUAUUUCGUGCAUAUGCAUAUGAGGAAAAGAUUUGAAAUAUUAUGCACUAUUAAAAAAAUUACUUGAUGUUAUUUAUCUUUUUAAUUACAAAAUUUAAUAUUAACAAUGUACCUUAAUACAUUUGUGGCCUAGUCUCAUGUGUAUGUCCUUUGUAUGGUUCUAUUGGUAUUUAUAUUUUGUUAUUGUAAAUAUGUAUGUUAAUUUUUAUUAUUAAAUACGCGUUUCGUUAAUAAUAAAAUAUUUUUGUUUAUUUA
Nymphalis io (European peacock) is the source of this 2838-nucleotide messenger RNA. It is a transcript of the gene alphaSnap, whose product is annotated as alpha-soluble NSF attachment protein. Gene Ontology annotation, cellular component: SNARE complex; vacuolar membrane. Lineage: Eukaryota; Metazoa; Arthropoda; Insecta; Lepidoptera; Nymphalidae. The transcript is spliced from 6 exons. Gene Ontology annotation, biological process: intracellular protein transport; SNARE complex disassembly. The record is from RefSeq and is a predicted model, not a curated record. Gene Ontology annotation, molecular function: soluble NSF attachment protein activity; syntaxin binding. Bases 129 to 1007 code for a protein of 292 amino acids.